UUUCAAAGGUGAUAAAAUUAAGAUAAGGUUUCAGUUUUUUAUUGCUAUAUAACAAAAUACCCCAAAACCUAGCGUGCACAAGUAAACUUGGAGUAAAACAUCAACAGCUUAUUGUUUCUCACUGUUCUGUGGGUUGACUGGGUUCAAGUGGUUCUGCUCCACAUGGCAUUGACAGGGGUCGUCCGCUUGGCUUCCUCAUUGAGCUGGGCUGGAGAGUCCAAGAAGGCUACACUCACAUUUUUGGUGUGUUGGUGCUCCUCCAUGUGGUCUCUCAUAUAUGCCUAGACCUCUUAAAGGCCAGGCCCAGAACUGGUAAAAUGUCAGCUCUGCCAUGUUCUAGUGAGCAGAGCAACCACAAGUCUUGUUCAGGGAAAUGGAUGGAUUCUAUAUCUUGAAGGAUUAAGCAGCCCACAUGUAGAGAGAGAAAAAAUUAAUGUGUCCAUCUUUGGAAACUAUCUGCUACAGAUAGUGGUAGCGCAGCAUAGAUCUACUAACAGAAUCAAGCACAAACUUAUGUUUUAAAAUCAGUUUGUUGGAGGCCGUGCUACGCCAAGCCCUGCGCGUGAACAGCUGCGGCAGGGGCAGCAUCCAGCGGCGGUGCCAGCAGUUCCAGCCCGUUGCUUUACUUUUUAGCUGCACCAACGUAGUCAUUAUGCCGAAGAGAAAGUCUCCAGAGAAUCCAGAGGGCAAGGAUGGAUCCAAAGUAACUAAACAGGAGCCCACCAGAUGGUCUGCCAGGCUGUCAGCGAAAGCUGCUGGCCCCAAACCUGAACCUAAACCAAGAAAAACAUCUGCUAAGGCCCUUAUCCUGUGCAUAGAUCCUCACAUGAGCCCUACUGAGAAAGAACUGGCAACAAAGGUUAAAAAAGGUGCUAAAGGGAAGAAGGAGGAAAAGCAAGAAGCUGGAAAGGAAGACACAGAAAACUGAAUCUGUAAACGAAAGAGAAUGAUUUGUCAUGAAAAUUGGGGUUGAUUUUAUGUACCUCUUUGGACAACUUUUAAAAGCUAUUUUUACUGAGUAUUUUGUAAAUGCUAAUUUUUUAGGACUCUACUAGUUGGCAUACAAAAAUAUAUAAGGAUGGACAUUUUACCUUCUCAUAGUCAUGAUUUUUUGAGAUUCCCAUCAUCCUUGAGUAAAAUAAAUACCAAUUUAGUAUAGGAAGCUGUCUGUAAAAUUGAUUCACCAUUCCAUGCACUUGCUUUAAAAAUUUAGUCCUGUGCAUACUGUGGUGUUUUUACUGUGUAUUUGAAUUUUUUCAUGCAGUUCUUCUAGAGCAAUAAUCAGUGGUGCUUUUGUACCUAGGUUUUAUGUGAUUUUAAUGAAACAUGGAUAGUUGUGGCCACCUGCUGACUAUUUGUGGUUUAAAAUAAAAGGUUUUCCUGUCUGCAAAAAAAAAGUAAAUAAAAUAAAAUAAAAUAAAAUCAGUUUGUCUAAGUAAAAUAAAUUAGAA
Molecule: messenger RNA, 1451 nt
Organism: Lagenorhynchus albirostris (white-beaked dolphin)
Lineage: Eukaryota; Metazoa; Chordata; Mammalia; Artiodactyla; Delphinidae
Product: high mobility group nucleosome-binding domain-containing protein 3-like
Exons: 1
Coding region: 653-928 (91 amino acids)
Biological process (GO): chromatin organization
Cellular component (GO): chromatin; nucleus
Molecular function (GO): nucleosomal DNA binding
Source: RefSeq, a predicted model, not a curated record